Messenger RNA from Macroventuria anomochaeta, 1002 nucleotides. RefSeq names its product NAD(P)-binding protein. The transcript has 3 exons. Gene Ontology annotation, molecular function: quinone reductase (NADPH) activity; zinc ion binding. Bases 1 to 1002 code for a protein of 333 amino acids. Gene Ontology annotation, cellular component: cytoplasm. NCBI's taxonomy places the organism in Eukaryota, Fungi, Ascomycota, Dothideomycetes, Pleosporales, Didymellaceae. The record is from RefSeq and is a predicted model, not a curated record. Gene Ontology annotation, biological process: cellular response to oxidative stress.
AUGUCGUCCCUUCCCAAGACUAUGAAGGCGGUUGUCAUCGAGAAGACUGGUGGGACCGAUGUUCUGCAGUACAAGACCGAUGUGCCUGUCCCUGAACCCAAGGGUGACGAGGUUCUCAUCAAGAACGAGUACAUUGGCAUCAACUACAUCGACACCUACUUCCGCUCCGGUGUCUACGCACCCCCCUCAUUCCCCUACAUCCUGGGACGCGAGGGCUCUGGUACCAUCGCCGCAGUCGGUCCCAAUGCGCCGUCUGACCUAACAGUCGGAGCUCGUGUAGCCUUCAUGGGCCAGAGUGCGUACGCUGAGUACACCGCAGCAACCUCCAAGUACGUAGUCACUAUCCCGAAUUCUAUCAGCACCAAGAUUGGCGCCGCCGUUCCCCUCCAGGCCCUUACUGCUCUUACCUUGAUCCGUGAAGCGUACGCUGUGCAGAAGGGCGACUGGAUACUGGUUACUGCCGCUGCGGGAGGUGUCGGGCUGUGGCUGUGCCAGUUGUUGAAGGCUGUUGGUGCGAGGACGAUUGCUACUGCGUCGACGCCUGAGAAGAGGGAGCUCGCGAAGCAAAAUGGUGCUGAGGUGUUGCUUGAGUACCAUGCGGAUGACCGAGAUGUGUUUGUCAAGAAGGUGCUUGAGAUUACCGGCGGUGAGGGUGUGCAUGCAGUGUUUGACUCUGUGGGUAAGGACACGUUUGACAGCAGUUUGGCGGUUGUCAGGAGGAAGGGAACGAUGGUCAGCUUCGGAAAUGCGUCAGGGCCGGUCACGGGUUUUGCUCUUGCACGCCUUUCGGCGAAGAAUGUCAAGCUGCUGCGUACCACGCUGUUCAACUACAUCGCUACCCGCGAGGAGUUCCAGCAGUAUGCUAAGGAGCUGUGGGGCUUCAUCGAGAAAGACGGGUUGAACGUCAAGAUCCACGACGUCUACCCAUUGGAGGACAUCAAGCGUGCGACUGAGGAUAUUGAGGGAAGGAAGACGACUGGAAAGCUGCUGUUGAAGCCGUAG